Peronospora matthiolae is the source of this 663-nucleotide messenger RNA. The record is from the annotation of a GenBank genome assembly. NCBI's taxonomy places the organism in Eukaryota, Oomycota, Peronosporomycetes, Peronosporales, Peronosporaceae.
AUGGGAAACCUCUUGAGAUGGUUCGUCGAAUUGGAUGAUGCCAUAAGGGCGCGUCGCAUCGACGACGGGGAUAUGCAAGUUGCAUUUGCCCAGUCAAAUCCGGCCGGACGUGCCAAGACUUGGGCACUGGGGCUCAAGUUGCACGACCCAUAUGCGUUUGGGGCGUUAGGAGUCUUCAAGUCGCGGCUCAGAAAAACGUUUGAACCGCCUAGAGCUGAGUUCAGAGCUCGAACUGAACUCUUGAAGCUCAAGCAAGGGUCUUGCGAUGGUCCCUUCAAGACUCACCUGUUCCGACUUGAACUAGAUUCACUAGAACAAGCCAUUUCCAUUGCGGAACAGAAAGACUUCAGUCUGGGACAGGCUUGCGCCAGCUCGACAUCGUAUCGUCAACCGAGACGAUAUGACAGCGGAAGUCCAGAGCCGAUGGAACUCGGUUAUGUAGAGAGCGAGAAGGCUCGCUCUACAGACUACAAGAAGUUUCAGAAAUGCAACAGAUGUCAGAAGACAGGACACUACGCUUACGAGUGUAGUGCCCCUCGUCCAGUGUCUCGCAACACUGAGCGUAGUGACCGUCCACCCAUGAGAAAGGGGCAGGGACGAGGGUCCGCUGUUGGUGCGAAGACUCAACAACGGGAUGGACCGUCAAAAAACGGACAGGUUUAG